This is a messenger RNA of Manihot esculenta (cassava), 365 nucleotides long. Its product is annotated as root phototropism protein 3-like. NCBI's taxonomy places the organism in Eukaryota, Viridiplantae, Streptophyta, Magnoliopsida, Malpighiales, Euphorbiaceae. The transcript has 2 exons. The record is from RefSeq and is a predicted model, not a curated record. Bases 1 to 303 code for a protein of 100 amino acids.
AUGAGAGUUGCUAGGCUUGUUGACAGUUAUUUCACAGAGGUUUCCAAAGACAGAAACCUUUCAUUAACCAAGUUUCAGGUACUUGCAGAAGCUUUGCCUGAAUCUGCAAGAACAUGCGACGAUGGGCUUUAUCGAGCAAUUGAUUCUUAUCUUAAGGCUCAUCCAUCACUGACUAAGCAUGAAAGAAAGUGUCUAUGUCGUGUGAUGGACUGUCAAAAACUCUCCAUUGAUGCCUGUAUGCAUGCUACUCAAAACGAGAGGUUGCCACUUAGAGUUGUGGUGCAAGUUCUCUUCUCUGAAUAGGUGAAAAUAAGCAAUGCAAUAGCCAAUGGCUCCAUGAAAGAAGCUGGUGAAGCUCAGUACCA